GAGUUUGGUUUUAUUUUGUUGGACUUUUUUACUUGUGGACCUCUACUUUAUAAUUUCUUUUAGCUUGGGGAAAGCUUGGGUUUAAUAUCCAGAUUCACCAAAAGUAUUGUGCUGCCGCAACUUCUAUCCCUCCGAACUCGCGAAUUUGGUGCUCAUCUCGUUGUUCUGGCUUGUGAAGGAUCGGGAAGUUCUGUAUUCCUUAGAAGCACAAAUCUGCUGUGUUCUGUUUACAAAGCUGCUCAGACUUGAUCACUUGCCAGAUCGCCAUCAAUACGCAAUUUGAAAACUAUCGUGUUCGUUCUGGAUUUUUAUUUUCCUGGGAAUAUAUUUGGCUACAAGGAUAGGUUACCUUGACACGUCCCAUUAGAUGGAAUUGUUAUUGCUUUCCUCUGUUCGAAUCGCAAUUAUUACUUUUUUGGAUAAGAAACAACUUCGCUGAUCAAAUGAAAUACAAGAAAUGGAAAAAGUCUCAACCAAUGCUAAGGAAGUUACACGAGAAAAUUUCCAAUCAGCAAGUAGAGAAGUCCGUCAUUAUGAUUAGAAGGUUUAGACAACAGGGACAAAGACAUAGCUAUGAAAUCAACGCACAAUCCCCCAAAGUAGAGAAGAAUCUCUCUCUCUUUCUUUCUGAAGAAGACUUUGUUCUUUCUUUCUAGCCACAAGGUUCAUAAAAACACUAGGAUGAAACUAACCACGAUGUUUUAGCCUUAGUCUUACAAGGAUGCAGACUACUGGUGGUGUUGGAGUAUUUCCAAAGCAGGAGGCCGUCAGGUGGUGAUGAGUGAAUGUCCUUGACUAUUUGGUUCCACUGUCGUCUUUACACAUGAUACAUCGGUUGAGAAAAGGACAACUUUUUUGAGCAGGAAACUUAGAAACGGACAACUUUUAGAAUUCCUUCCUUGAACCUUAUUACUGCUGUUCAUAGUUACUGCAAAAAGUUUCCAAAUGAAAACUUCUCACGAAAAUUUGGGACAAGAUUCCUUCCCAAUUCACUUGAAAUGAUCACAGUCAAGGGGAUUAAAUUUAGGUCACUCGAUAGCUCUUUUGCUGUUGAUUUGUAACUAAAGUUCCUAAUAGAAUUGCUUAGACCCACUUGUCUUAUGGGAUAUCAAGUCAAAGUUUCCACAUCAGCGAGGUUUAUUUUGUAUCGUACAUUCUAAAAAGGGAGGUCAUAUUUUAAAUUUCAUCGUCACGAGGAUCUUUUCUUUUGGAAAUCAUAUAGAUUCUAGGGAAUUUGAAAGAGAGAGAUUCAUUGCCCCACCACAUGUCCUUGAAGAGUAUAAUGUUUUUCAAGUCACUCAAGGGAUCAUAAGGUCUCGCAUUCUGUCGAUGUCUUUCAAGCAGCGUUUAGAGUGCCUUAGGUUUGUAAGGUUAGACCACCAAUGGCCCCAAGGGACUCUAUAAUUUAGGCACAGUAACUUGCUUUCAGAGCAUAAAUUCUUCACAAUUGAAUCUCCAAAGCCAUCUUCUCGCCGAGGCCCACAGUUAGAACGAGAAGAUUUGGAGCAGACAUUGCACGUGCAGUAGUUGAACUUCAUGCAGCUGAUGUUUUGUGUAUGAAUUUGAAACCAUCCAAUUUUCUCCUGGAUGCAAAUGGACAUGCUGUGGUUUCCGAUUAUGGGCUUCCAUUGAUUUUGAAAAAACCUUGUCAUAGAGCGGGCAUUUUUCCACCAGAACACGAGUCAUCAAGACAGCAUUGGUGUUUGGAGUGCCUGUUUUUGAGUCCGCAUUAUAGAUCUCCAGAGGCGUGGGAGCCUUUGAAAAGACCAUUGCAUUUGUUUAGGGAUGAUGGAAUUGGCAUAUCCACUCAAUCUGAUGUGUGGAGCUUUGGCUGUGCCCUUGUUGAAAUGUGCACUGGUUCCACUCCGUGGGCUGGUUUGAGUGCAGAAGAAAUUUAUCGUUCUGUCGUCAAAGAAGGUAAGCUACCUCCACAAUAUGCAAGUAUUGUAGGUGUUGGGAUUCCCAGAGAAUUAUGGAAGAUGAUUGGUGAAUGCCUACAGUACAAGCCGCUGAAAAGACCGACUUUCCAUGCAAUGCUUGCCAUAUUUCUUAGACAUCUACAAGGGAUUCACCGAUCUCCUACUAGACCCGUCGAGGUGGCAAGUUCUCCUCAUAUUGAUAGGCUGGAACAAUCCCCUACCUCUGUCUUGGACAUCCUUCAGGUUAAAAGCAACCAUCUUCAUCAACUUGUAUCUGAAGGGGAUGUUAACGGUGUCAGAGAUCUUCUUUCCAAAUCUGCGUCAGGGAAUAAUAGCAGCUCUGUCAUCUCUCUGCUGGAAGCUCAUAAUUCUGAAGGACAAACUGCUUUGCAUUUGGCAUGCAGAAGGGGUUCUCCGGAACUGGUUGAUGCAAUCUUGGAUUAUAGUGAUGCAGAUAUAGAUUCCCCUGAUGAAAAUGGGAAUCCACCAAUAGUGUUUGCUUUAGCUGUUGGAUCCGCUGAAUGUGUGCGUGCUCUUAUCAGGAAAUCUGCUAAUGGUAUGUUUAGGUUGAUGGAAGGCUUUAGUCGGUCUGUUGCUCAUGUUUGUGCAUAUUAUGGGCAACCUGAUUGUAUGCGUGAACUACUUCGAGCUGGGGCAGAUCCCAAUGCAGUUGAUGAUAAUGGUGAAUCUGUACUGCAUGUGGCUAUUGCAAAGAAAUUUACUCAUUGUGCAAUUGUAAUUAUGGAGCAUGGAGGUUGCAAAUCAAUGGGGUUUCUCAAUUCAAAAAACUUAACGCCUCUGCAUAUGUGCAUCACAUCUUUAAAUGUAGAUGUUGUUAAGAGGUGGGCUGAACUUGCAUCGCCCGAGGAGAUUUCUGAAGCUAUUGAUAUACCAAGUUCCACAGGAACAGCUCUAUGCAUGGCAGCUGCUCUUAAGAAAGACCGUGAGAUAGAGGGAAGAGAACUUGUUAGAGUUCUGCUCAAGGCUAAAGCUGACCCAGCAGCCCAAGAUCCCCAACAAUGUCGAACAGUUCUGCAUACAGCUGCCAUGGCUAACGAUAUAGAAUUGGUGAAGAUUAUUCUUGAUGCUGGAGUGGAUGUAAAUAUCAGAAACUUACACAACACAAUACCUCUUCAUUUGGCACUGGCAAGAGGUGCAAAGCCAUGUGUUCAAUUACUCUUGUCUGCUGGAGCAGACUGUAAUUUACAGGAUGAUGAUGGUGACAAUGCCUUCCAUAUAGCAGCAGAUGCAGCAAAGUUCAUACGCGAAUGUCUUGAAUGCAUAUUAUUGAUACUAAAAUAUCCAGGUGCUGCUAUUGGCGUAAGGAACCACAGUGGCAAGACAUUUUGUGACUUGUUGGAAGCCCUACCUCGGGAAUGGAUUUUUGAAGAGCUUAUGGAUGGACUAGCAGAGAAGGGUAUUCAUUUGUCCCCAACGAUAUUUCAAGUGGGCGAUUGGGUGAAAUUCAAAAGAUGUGUGGCAAAUCCUGCAUAUGGUUGGCAAGGUGCAGGACCCAGGAGUGUUGGAUUUGUGCAGGGUUCCCAUAGUGGUGAUGGUCUUUCUGUAUCAUUUUGCUCCGGUGUUGCACAUGUUUUGGCAGAUGAGAUCAUCAAAGUCAUUCCUAUGGAUAGGGGACAGCUGGUGCAACUUAAACCUGACGUGAGAGAGCCAAGGUUUAAGUUGCUUGGACAAUCACGUGACAGCAUUGGAACUGUCUUGUGUAUUGAUGAUGAAGAAGGAAUUAUACGAAUUGGAUUUACUGGUGCAUCUAGAGGAUGGCAAGCUGACCCUGCAGAUUUUCAAAGGCUUCAAGAAUUCAAAGUUGGCGAUUGGAUCCGUGUACGUUAUACUGUGCCUGCUGCAAAACAUGGCUUUGGAGCUGUAACUCCAGGAAGUAUUGGCGUUGUGUAUGGUAUCAGGCCAGACUGUAGCUUGCUGAUAGAAUUCUGCUAUUUGCCUAGCCCUUGGCUUUGUGAACCUGAGGAGAUUGAACCUGUUGUCCCCUUCAAGAUUGGAGACCAAGUAUGUGUUAAACGCUCUAUAUCUGAACCUAGAUUCCCUUGGGAUGGCGAGACACAUAAUAGCGUUGGAAAAGUUAGUGAUAUUGAAAGUAAUGGUCUCUUAAUAAUUGACCUACCACAUCGGAAUGGACCAUGGAAAGUAGAUCCAUCUGACAUGGAGAAGGUGGACAAAUUUAAGGUCGGUGACUGGGUUAGGGUGAAAACAUCUGUACCCUCUCCAAAAUAUGGGUGGGAUGACGUACCCCGAAGCAGCAUUGGAAUAAUUUUUUCCUUAGAAGAGGAUGGAGAUGUAGAUGUAGCAUUCUGCUUCAGGAGUAAAACUUUUCCUUGCUCUGUUACCGACAUUGAGAAGGUGCCACCUUUUGAAGUGGGACAAGAGGUUCAUAUCCUCCCGUCUGUUACUCAGCCAUUACUUGGGUGGUCAGAUGAAACACCAGCCUCUUCGGGAAAAAUUGAAAGAAUUGAUAUGGAUGGAACUCUAAAUGUGAGAGUAUCUGGAAAGAAAAAACUGUGGAGAGUCGCUCCGGGUGAUGCAGAAAAGCUAUCAGGAUUGGCAGUGGGUGAUUGGGUUAGAAUGAAGCAGUGUUUGGGAACAAAAUCAAAUUAUGAGUCCAACAAUACUGGGAAGGAAAAUAUAGCAGUAGUUUACAGUAUACAAGAUUACUCUUAUUUAGAAUUGGCGUGUUGUUUUCAUGAAGGGAAAUUAUUUGUACACUGCACAGAAGUGGAAAAAGUUUCUCCAAUAAAAAUUGGCCAGUAUGUGCAUUUCCGUGCUGGAUUGGCUAAACCGAGAUGGGGAUGGAGAGGCGCUAAUCCGAAUUCAAGGGGUGUUGUGACUGCUGUAAAUGCUAAUGGAGAAAUAAGAGUUUCAUUGUUCGGCUUGUCCGGAUGGUGGAGAGGAGAUCCGGCAGAUUUUGAGGUAGAGCAAAUGUAUGCUGUGGGUGAAUGGGUGAAAUUAAAAGAAGACGAUACCGAUGGACGGAAAUCAUUGCCAACUGGGAGUAUUGGUGUUGUACAAGGAUUAAGUUAUCAUGAAAAUGAAUGGGACGGUUCUGUUCUGGUAGGAUUCUGCAGAGAACCAGAAUUGUGGGUGGGACAUACUUCAAAACUUGAAAAGAUGGAAAGAUUUUAUAUUGGUCAGCAUGUGAAGGUGAAAUCUUCUGUAACAAAUCCACGUUUUGGGUGGUCGGGCCACUCUCAUGCCAGCAUUGUCUCGAUAACAGCAAUCGAUGCAGAUGGCAAAAUUAAAGUAUCUUCUCCAUCUGCUCAAAAGCCAUGGACACUUGAUCCAUCAGAAGUUGUUUUAGUAGAGGAAGAGCAACUCAAAAUUGGAGACUGGGUGAAGGUGAAGCCAUCUAUUGUAAUGCCUGUGUACCAUUGGGGGGACGUUUCUCGUCAGAGUGUUGGGGUGAUCCACAAAAUGGAGGAUGGGGAGCUUUGGGUUGCCUUUUGCUUUAUGGAGCAGCUGUGGAUGUGCAAGGACUCGGAGAUGGAGAAGGUGAGACCCUUUAGAGUCGGCGACAUGGUGCGAUUUCGAGAAGGAUUAAAAAUCCCUAGAUGGGGAUGGGGAAUGGAGACACAUGCUAGUAAAGGGCAAGUAGUAGGUGUUGAUGCAAAUGGAAAAGUAAGAGUUAAGUUCAGGUGGAGGGAAGGACGCCCUUGGAUUGGGGACCCUGCUGACCUUGUUCUUGAUGAUACUACUUGAUCUUUGAUUCAGGACCCUAAAUUUAAAGGUCUGCAUACUAAUUCAACGCUUCGGUAGAGAAUGAUCCCCAAGUGGGACUUUGGGAUACUGAGGCAAUUCGUAGAUUCGAAACGGCGCGUUACGCCACGUACAGUAGUGUGUGGAGUAUUGCUCGUAAAUGCUUUGGAGAAUUGCAGUUGGAGAUGAAGAUGUGGACCGUUGGUUGCAAGAAACAAAGGACCAAUGCCCCUUUUGGUGUGGCGGCAUAUCAUCUAUCGAUAAGGUCUCUUUUUAUAUAUCGUUGUGCUUGUAGAUAAAGUUGAGUUAUAUAAAGAAAUGCUUUUAGUUAUCUGAGAGGGCUGAUAUAUUAUUUACAUAUGUACAUAUAAUUUUCCAGUCAUUAUAUAUACUAAUGUUUUAUUAUUCGUCUA
Benincasa hispida (wax gourd) is the source of this 6055-nucleotide messenger RNA. The record is from RefSeq and is a predicted model, not a curated record. NCBI's taxonomy places the organism in Eukaryota, Viridiplantae, Streptophyta, Magnoliopsida, Cucurbitales, Cucurbitaceae.